This is a messenger RNA of Protopolystoma xenopodis, 1186 nucleotides long. Lineage: Eukaryota; Metazoa; Platyhelminthes; Monogenea; Polystomatidea; Polystomatidae. The record is from the annotation of a GenBank genome assembly.
UUUAACCACUGACCUAUCACGUUGGACUUCGCUCCGUCUUCCUUUUAUGGCUUUUGUACAGGAGACACAAGAAAAAUUAACUAGAAUAGCCAUUAUUAAUUCUGACAAAUGUAAGCCGAAGAAAUGUAGACAAGAGUGCAAAAAGUCCUGCCCAGUGGUCCGCGGAGGUUGGCAAUUAUCUUCUUACGUUUUUCUGAAACUUACAGGAAAACAAUGCAUUGAAGUCACUCCAAAUGACAAGAUCGCAUUUAUUUCCGAGGCCCUCUGUAUUGGAUGUGGCAUAUGUGUAAAGAAAUGCCCGUUUGAAGCAGUCAGUAUAAUUAAUUUGCCUAGUAAUCUUGAAAAAGAAGUAACUCACCGGUAUGGCCCGAACUUGUUUAAGCUUCAUCGCUUGCCUAUGCCUCGUCCUGGUGAAGUUUUAGGUCUUGUUGGAACCAAUGGUAUUGGUAAGUCAACUGCUCUCAAGGUGUUGGCUGGAAAAUUAAAACCAAAUUUGGGAAGGUUCAAGGUACUUCACUGGUGGAAUCCUCCUGAUUGGACCGAAAUCCUCCAAUAUUUUCGAGGUUCUGAAUUACAGAAUUUCUUUACAAAAAUACUUGAGGAUAAUUUGAAGGCUGUUAUCAAGCCUCAAUAUGUCGAUCAAAUUCCUAAAAUGGUGUCCGGAGUCCUCAAAGUUAUACUUGACAAGAAAGAUGAUAGAGGAAAUCAAAAACAAAUACUUGAAAUGCUGGACCUAAGCUCUUUAACCGAUAGAAACGUUAUCGACUUAUCCGGCGGUGAGCUUCAAAGAUUUGCUUGCGCUGUUGUUUGCGUUCAAAAAGCAGAUAUCUAUAUGUUUGAUGAACCUAGUUCAUAUUUGGAUGUCAAGCAACGCCUGAAGGCUGCUGUUACUGUGAGGGAAUUACUCGAGGAUAAUAAUUACGUCAUCGUUGUUGAGCAUGAUCUUUCCGUUCUGGAUUAUCUAUCAGAUUUUGUUUGUUGUCUUUACGGUGUGCCAGGUGCCUAUGGUGUUGUGACAAUGCCAUUCUCUGUGCGUGAGGGCAUCAACAUCUUUUUAGAUGGUGUGAUCCCAACGGAAAACCUGCGCUUUCGAGAUGCACCUCUUGUUUUCAAGGUCUCUGAAUCUGGUAAUGAGGAAGAGGUUAAAAGACAUGCAUCUUAUACCUAUCCUAGGAUGAACAAACAA